CCGUCUCUCUUUAUCCGCAGCAUAAACAGAGACUUUUCUGCAAAGAUGAAGGUUUCCGCCGUUAUCCUCGCUGUCGCCUCUCUGGCCAGCGCUCACUACACUCUCCCCAGCAUCAACGGCGGCGUACCGUGGGCUCACGUCCGCCAAGCCAAGAACUGGCAGGACAAUGGCUUCGUCGGUGAUGUCACCAGCAACGAUAUCCGCUGCAACCAGCUGAAGCCUGGCACUGCCACCAUGACCGUCGCCGCUGGUUCCAGUGUUAAAGUCAGCGUCAACCCCAACGCCUACCACCCAGGCCCAUUCCAGUCAUACCUUGCCAAGGUACCCGCAGGUGCAGACAUCAACACCUGGGACCCCACUGGCGCAGUCUGGUUCCGCAUCUACGCCGAGCAGCCCAAGUUUGGCAACCAGCUGACCUGGUUGGCCGCUGGCACCUACGACAUCAAGAUCCCCCAGUGCAUUGCCCCCGGCAAGUACCUUAUGCGCAACGAGCACAUUGCCAUCCACACUGCCGGCCAAAGGGGCGGCGCACAAUUCUAUCUCUCCUGCGCACAAAUCGAGGUCACCGGUGGCGGCAGCACGUCGCCAAGGAACCUUGUCGCCUUUCCAGGCGCCUACAGCGCUACUGACCCAGGUAUCUUGAUCAACAUCAACUACCCCAUUCCUACUAGCUAUGUUAACCCUGGCCCACCUACCUUCACUUGCUAGAGUGCCUUGGGUAUGUAGGAGUGGUGAAGUAGCAACACUGGGGUCCUGUAUAUAGAUUAUUUUUUCUCCAUCCCUGCUGUUGUUGAGGAAGACUUGAAUGAGGUUGGGAGGGUAGAAAGCUUUUUUUUUGCCUUCCCUCGAGCUCUAUAUGAUAUGAUAUUAUUAUAGAGAAUGUAAAUAUGUUCUAUGGAUAUACUUUCUUGAAACGAUACACGCAC
Messenger RNA from Bipolaris sorokiniana ND90Pr, 926 nucleotides. RefSeq names its product glycoside hydrolase family 61 protein. The record is from RefSeq and is a predicted model, not a curated record. NCBI's taxonomy places the organism in Eukaryota, Fungi, Ascomycota, Dothideomycetes, Pleosporales, Pleosporaceae. The transcript is spliced from 3 exons. Bases 46 to 708 code for a protein of 220 amino acids.